CAGGAUUCAGGGGAGAUGGGGAGGACUUCUGCCAUUAGCGUGUACUAGUAGCUGUGUUAGCUCUGUCAUUAAGUUAACCUAGUUGACUAGGCUUAUUCUAACCUGCAGCACGAAUACAAACAGUAAAGAGCUGACAUUUUCUCAACGAUACAGAGGUAUAAGGCAGCAAGUGGACUAACAUUUCGCUCGGGAGAAUAUCGACCGAGAUGUGUAACGACCUGGACUUGAUAUCAGGAAUCUACCUGGCUGCUAGUCUGUUGACUGACAGCUGGCACCUGGCUGCUUAGCUAGCUGGCUAGGUGAGCUGACGGGGUUUUUCGGGCUCAUAGUGUAGCUAGUACUGAUUUUGGUAUAGAGUGGAAAGCGGCUUCUCUGCAUUAUUUGACUCCGCCUGCUGUUCAAACCAUGAGUUAGCUGAACAGCAUCAGGCAGCAGUGUUCGGGAUAUUUUAAGGUCCAGCUAGUUUCUCUAGCUUUUAGCUUGAAGCCAGCUAGCAGUAUUCAUUCAGCUGUUGAAGCGUUAACGCCAGCACCUCAGCGACUGACUCUAUCCAACUACUGUCGUUGUCGCGACAUUUAUACAUUUUUGGACUCGGUCCUGCUUUUGGCAGUGUCAAGUGAAAAUGAAGAAAUUUUUUGAUUCCCGUCGGGAGUUUGGGGGCUCCGGGCCUGGUCCUGGAGCCGGUGGAGGAGGCGCUGGUUCCGGCGGCGGUGGCAGCUUCAUCGGACGAGUCUUCAGCAUUGGAAGAUAUCAAGUAACCGUGGAGGAAACAAUCGCUGAAGGAGGUUUUGCCAUAGUCUUUUUGGUGAGGACUCAUCAAGGUGCACGAUGUGCACUAAAAAGAAUGUAUGUCAACAACGAACACGAUUUGAAGAUCUGCAAACUUGAAAUACAAAUUAUGAGGGACCUGGUGGGUAACAAAAACAUAGUCGGCUUCCUGGACUCCAGCAUAACUGCAGUCGGAGCUGGUGAUGUGUGGGAAGUCCUGAUCUUAAUGGACUUCUGUCGAGGUGGCCAGGUGGUGAACCUAAUGAACCAGCGGCUACAGACGGGCUUCACUGAAGCUGAGGUGUUACAGAUCUUUUGUGACACGUGCGAGGCGGUCGCUCGUCUACAUCAGUGCAAGACUCCAAUCAUCCAUCGAGAUCUCAAGGUGGAAAAUAUUCUUCUUCACGACCGGGGACACUAUGUGCUCUGUGACUUUGGAAGUGCCACCAACCGCUUCCAAAAUCCUCAGACAGAAGGGGUGGCAGUUUUAGAGGAUGAAAUCAAAAAGUACACUACACUGUCAUACCGUGCUCCAGAGAUGGUAAACCUCUAUGGGGGAAAUGUCAUCACAACAAAAGCAGACAUUUGGGCCUUGGGUUGUCUUCUCUAUAAGCUGUGCUACUUCACCCUUCCAUUCGGCGAGAGCCAAGUGGCUAUCUGUGAUGGCAGUUUCACCAUCCCAGACAACUCCCGCUACUCACAUGAAAUGCACUGUCUUAUUAGAUACAUGCUGGAACCUGAUCCUGAAAAGAGGCCAGACAUUUACCAAGUAUCCUACUUUGCCUUUAAACUGGCUCGACGAGAGUGUCCCGUCCCAAAUCUACAUAAUUCACCUGUUCCUGCAAAACUUCCUGAGCCUAUCAAAGCGAGUGAAGCAGUGGCCAAAAAGAGUCAAAACAAAGCCAGGCUCACAGACCCAGUUCCUACAACGGAAACCUCAAUUGCACCUCGACAGCGGCCCAAAGCUGGACAGGCUCAGCCCCAGCCCAUAUCAGGCAUUCUUCCCAUCCAGCCAGCACUCACCCCACGCAAGAGGCCUGGUGUGGCUACUGGGGCACCCCAGGCUAUAGGUGUCGGUAUCAGUGUCCCUCCUCCAGCUUCAGCUGCUGUCCAACCUGCUCAACAGGCUCCGUCUGCUAACAUGCAGCCGCAGGCUACAUCUCAGCAUCAGCAGCUGCUUAUGAAGCAGCAGCAGCAGCAGCAAGCCUCUGCCUUCUUAAGUCCACAGAGCACUCAGCAGACGACUGGCAGAGGGAUCCACAAAGUUGGCUCCCUGACACCUCCCUCCUCGCCAAAGACGGCCACCAAGAGUGGCCACAGACGUAUCCUUAGUGAUGUCACCCACAGUGCCGUGUUUGGGGUCCCCGUUAGCAAGUCGACCCAGCUACUUCAGGCAGCCGCAGCUGAAGCCAGCCUCAACAAGUCCAAAUCAGCAAGCACUACUCCUUCUGGGUCCCCCUGCUCGUCCCAACAGAGCGUAUACCAUCCAGGUGACGUGGACGCCUCCUCAGCACUCACUGUCCCCCACACUCAGCCCGCCUGGAAUCCUUUUGGCGACGAUAACUUCUCUAAGCUAACAGCAGAGGAGCUUCUUAACAAAGACUUUGCAAAGCUAGCCGAGACUGCUGCAGCUGGAGAGAAAGCUGCGGGAUCCAAUGAAAAUCUCAUUCCCAGCCUCAAUGCCUUUCCAGAGAAGCUGAUUGAGGGACAGAAGUCCCCUGAUACUUCUCUUCUGCUCCCUGACCUCUUAACCCUGACUGACUCCUUCAAUACUGCUGCAGAGAGCACCACAAAUGCAAAGGCAGAGGUGUGUGUGGACUCGCUGAUUCCUGGUUUGGAGGCUCCCCAGCCCCAGAGACAUUUGGGCCAGCCAGAGCUCAUUCCUGCCAGUGUGCCAGAUUCUCUCACUGGGGAGGAUUCUCUGCUGGGUUGUGAUCUGUUAUCUCAUACCUGUCAUGGAAACCCAUCUGUUUCUGUUCUCCCUUCUUCUUGCUCCUCUGCUCCUCCUGGCGCUGGAUCCUGCCUGGAGGAGCUGCCAGCUGGUCAGACUGCUUCUGAUCUCCAAGGGGAGAGUAAUGGCUACUCUGUGCUUGAGGAGGGACAAGAGACUGAAGCUGUAGGAGCAGAUUCUCCACAGAAUGAGGGCUGUGUGCACUCCAGCGAUGAAGACGAAGAAAAAGAAGCACACAAGGACGAGCAAGAGGACAGUGAAGGCACUGAGAUUCACAUAGCCCCCCAUGACUGCAGCGGUUCUAGACCUCUGCUGCAGGACUCUGAGGAUGAAGAAGACCAAGGGCCUCAGUUAGCUCUCCAUCCAUCUCUGCACUCCAGCACAGCAGCACAAUCAGCUACAACCUUCGAUCAACCUGCUCCAAAUACCUUUGCCCAGAAUCACUUCCAGCAUGUACACGAGGCAGCAAAGGAGAUGGAGGGCGCUGCAGAUAUCUUCUCCAAAGCCCCCUUUCUGAUUGCGCAAGAAGACACAAGUGACGUAUUCGCUAACGCGCCAUUUCCACGCGGUCCCCUCGCGGCUCAGCAGCAGCAGCAGCUCGACGUUUUCUCUCAGGCUCCAUUCGGAAAAAGAAAGGAGCCCAAAGGAGCACAGCCGAAGACCUCGUACCCCCACGCAGCUGGAGCUCACGCUGUAACCUCUGAUGAAGGAGUCUUAGAGCAGGUUGCCCAGCAACCUUUCCGUCCUCAAGCUCUGGCCAAAUACUCCCGACACUUUGAAGGACCUGUGCCCCAGCAGCCAGCAGCAGCUCACAGAGCGGCGUCUAACGCGAGCAAGCAGGCUGCUGUAGCAUCUGUCCCCGCUGGACCUCUGCACUCGUGGACCUCAGACGUGAGCGCUGUAGACCCAUUUGUCUCUGCACCCUUUCAUCUCAAGGCACCGCAAGAAAAGCCCUGAACGCACACUCACAGGUCAGGGCAGUGGGAAUCGGCGCCCACCGAAAUAUGCAAAGUAUAACAGGCGUACCGCAUGCUGUCACCAGCGCUGCAGCGGGACUGCAGACCUGCAUGGAUCUCAUUCUUAACCAACUCAAAUAGUGCAAGGUCAUCUUUACUCUGAGUAAACUGACAUCAGUCCCACAUUCACACUGAUUUUUUUUCCUCUGCCUUUCACGUUUUCCUUCUUGUUCACAUUUACACAAUGACUACAUUAUGGUCAAGCAUUUGAUUGUUUUCUCGCCUACCUCAGUUUUUUUUUUUUUUUUUUGGUGUGCGUCUGUGUGUCGGCGCUGAAAUAUCACACACAGUGAGGGAGGUCAUAGACUGUCUGCAGCCGUGGCGGUUAAAUUUCCUGGACAGUUUGAGCUUCAUUGCGAAACUACGAUCUGAAAAUGCCUCAUUCCUUUAUUUUAGUAGUCAGCUUGAAUGACGUGACCGUAACUUCAUAGAAGCUUGAAAGACGGGAAGACGCAGCCUAGGAAUAUUUCAUUAAACUAGAAAUGUGCAAAUGCCUUACAGUUAAACAUUUACAGUUACUUUUUGUCUUUUAUGCUUCGAAGUUCAUAAAGGAGAUGCUGGAUGUUGAUGCAAAGUGAAAUUUAACGUGUGCGUUACGUUUGCGGUCACAAUCAUGUCAUACAAAAACAGUUUGUUCCACAUCAUGUACGAACUAUAAGUAAAUGUUAGUCAUAUAACAUUUAUUAUGGUAAUUCUUAUGUUGUAUAAAUGAAGACUAUUCCCGUUGUUUGUCCUCACUGUACAAUAUGACAUCUCCAAAGCCUUAACACCCUUGCUGCACCUCAGAACCACAUCAGAACAUCAGCAGCAUUCAUCACGUUUGCCUUCGUGCCCUCCUUAAAUGAAAAUAAAGACACUGCUGCAUUCACAUAAUCUUACUGUACUCGUGUUCAGCACCAAAUACCUGUGUACAAUCAUGUACAACUUCCUCUUGCUGUCUGCUGUACACGCACGCACAAGAUUGUCAUCGAGCACAGGAAUGCGCCUUUGUUGUCGACUUCUGUAUCCUAACUGUGACACAUUUAUGAACAACUGAAGUGAAAACUUUUGACUGCAACUUCAAAAAAAAUAAAUAAAUAUUACAACUAUCUACGGCACUUAUGCUUCGCAGUUCCAGUCAGGGUAAAUGUAGUGUUGUCCAAGUAAAGUCUUAUAUGGUGUCUGAUUGAUGACAUUCCUGUUGGAUUUGUUUCCGUUGCCAUUCAGACGUAUUUAAUUGUCUUUGUUCUUUAUAGAAUCAUGGAAGACCUAUUUGGUUCCCAAAAGGGAUCCAGCCUUUCUCAACCCAAAGCUUAUGUUUUUCUCCUUUGCAAUGUAAAAUCUUUUAUUUCGAAGUGUUCGGUAUUUUGAUAUGAAUGUUCACUUUUCUCACCCCAGUUGUAAACAAGACGAUUGCACAUAAUCACUGACAGAGAGUCAGGGUUCUUGAAGAAUGUGUUUUGUUUGUAACACAGCUGUAAGUUUGUUUUUGUUUAUUUUGUUUGUUGGGGGAGGGGGGGGGGUGUUGACCGCUGUUGUGUAAGAAACAUUUGGAGUAACAGUUGAUAACACUGUUGGACAGGAAAGCACUCAAAAUACUUCUUAUGCUGCACAGCCUGCCUUUGAAAACUGUCAUGAGAUACUAUU
Molecule: messenger RNA, 5361 nt
Organism: Pelmatolapia mariae (spotted tilapia)
Lineage: Eukaryota; Metazoa; Chordata; Actinopteri; Cichliformes; Cichlidae
Product: AP2-associated protein kinase 1-like
Exons: 18
Coding region: 623-3676 (1017 amino acids)
Biological process (GO): protein phosphorylation
Molecular function (GO): protein kinase activity; ATP binding
Source: RefSeq, a predicted model, not a curated record